GGUGAAUAAGAAACAAACGCCUCUGGAUUGGCCGUGAUUGUACUAGCUGCUCAUAUUUGGAUUUAUUUCAUAAUAUUUUUGCACGUUACAAGAAAUAAUUGCUCUUGGACACUGAUUUUUGCACAACGGUACAGUGUUUACAUGGAGAGGACACAUGGGCCACUGUUCUUACUGUCAUAGAUGAAGACAACAAGUUAUGACAAUAAGCAACCAGACAGUACUUUGCCAAUUAGAGUCGUUUUCUCUGUCUGAUUGAAUGGUUGACAUAAAAGCAUCUCUCAUGUGACGGUGAGGGAGCUCCUGUGUGUGCCAGUGUGUGGCUAAGCUGUUACCUUGCAAUGCAACUUCGAUCCAGUGCCUUUUACAACUUACUUCUAACAUGGGCCACCAGAGGGCUCCAGACCCUCGACCAAAGACCUAAUUUAUCGAUUCAUCGUAAAAAUACCUAUUUGUGUCUCUGGCCACUGUGGUCCACUGUAAGCCUUCUGUGCCUCUGCCUGCCACCUGCCUCCACUGCUGCCACCUUAAGGGUUGGGGUCGUGGGGCCUUGGUCAUGUGACCCUCUUUUUACUAAAGCUGAGCCCAGCAUGGCUGCACGGUUAGCUGUGGAGCGCAUCAACAAGGAUCACUCCCUCUCACAGGGCAUCAGAUUUGAUUAUGUCAUCCUUGAGGAAGACUGUGAUACAUCACAUUCUUUGGCCCGUUUUCUUGGUUACUAUACAAGGGCGUCUGGGUUUAUUGGCCCAAUUAACCCAGGCUACUGUGAAGCUGCCUCUCUGCUUGGAAAGAGUUGGAAUAAAGCAGUGUUUUCCUGGUCCUGUAUUGGUUAUGAGCUGGAUGACUCCCGUAGUCACCCUACUUUUGCCCGCACCAUGCCCCUCCCUACACUUGUGCUGCUGAGCUUCAUGCGACACUUUCACUGGGCACAUGUGGGCAUCAUUUCAUCAGCUGAGGAUGUCUGGAUGGAGACAGGUAUCAAGCUGGCCAAUGCCCUGCAGAGUCAUGGAAUGCCAAUUGGCAUAGUUACAUCCAUUGGUAAUGACCACACCAGUGUGCGGAAGACCCUGGCAAAAGUCAAGAAGGUGGAGGGUCUCCGCUUGGUCAUUCUCUGCAUGCAUUCAGUGCUGAUUGGUGGAGGAGCGCAGAAGUUGCUAUUAGAAACAGCUCAUGAUAUGCGGAUGACAGACGGCUCGUUGGUGUUUGUACCAUAUGAUACCCUCUUUUACAGUCUUCCCUACCAUCACAUGGUCCAACCAGCCCUACGCCACAACAGCAAGCUGUUACGAGCCUAUGAUGCUAUGCUAACUAUCACUAUUGAGUCUCAGGAGGAACAUUCAUUCUACCAAGCUUUUGAAAAGGCCCAGGAGCAAGGGGAGCUGCCCAUGCAACUUAAACCACAGCAGGUGUCCCCAUUGUUUGGCACCAUCUACUCUUCCAUCAUGUUCAUGGCCCAUGCUGUGCAAAGCGUCAGGGCCUCAGGUCAGUGGAUGUCUGGGGGCAAUAUUGCCCAGAAUGCCCGAAACCUGGUAUUCAAAGGCUUCAGCCAUUCCAUACAAGCAAAUUCUUCUGGCUUUGGCAUUCUGGACUAUGUGGUGCUGGACACUGAUGGCUUUUCUUGGGAGUUGCAACCUACAUACCGUAUAGACAUGCAGACAGAUAUGGUGCGCUUUCUGGGUCGGCCGAUUCAUUUCCCUAAAGGAGGACCGCCAAAAACUGAUUCCAGCUGUUGGUUUACACAUGGGAUUAUCUGCAGUGGAGGUGUGAAUCUAUUCCACUUGGUUUUAAUCUUCCUCUCUGGUUUUUUGUUCAUCUUCUUCUUGAUUGGCUGUUCUUACUUUAUCAGGCGUAGAAUUAAUCAAAUCCGAUUGGUGCGGGGUCCUAACAAGAUUCUACUGACUUUAAAUGAUAUCACAUUCAUCAACCCAUCUCUAAGCAAUAAGAAGUUGAGCUUGGAUGACAGCAAAGCCAGUGAGACAAGACUGAGCAUUUCAGAGCGAAGCCUCAAGUCUCCAUUGUCCAGUCAAUCGCCAGCCACCUACGAGAAUUCAAAUGUUGCCAUUUAUGAGGGUGAUUGGGCAUGGCUGAAAAGACUUCCAUAUGGAAACUUCCGAAGCAUUACCCCUAAAACCAGUGAUGUAUUUGAGCUGAUGAAAGAUAUGAGGCAUGAGAAUGUUAACCUCUUCCUCGGUUUCUUCCACGACUGCGGAGUCUUUGCCAUAGUAACAGAGUACUGCUCUCGUGGCAGCUUGGAAGAUUUGUUGUUUAAAGAAGAUGUCAAACUGGACUGGAUGUUUAAGUCCUCUCUCAUUCUGGACCUCAUUAAGGGUAUGAAAUAUCUUCACCAUAGGAACAUCAGUCAUGGAAGGCUUAAAUCCAGGAACUGUGUGGUUGAUGGGCGUUUUGUGCUCAAAAUCACAGACUAUGGCUACAACGAGGUGUUGGAAGCUCAGAAAUUCCCUUAUAUUGAACCGCCAGCUGAGGACCUUUUGUGGACUGCCCCUGAGAUAUUGAGAGGGUCCCACCCUGGUUUGUACGGCAGUCAACCUGGUGAUGUGUACAGUUUCUCUAUCAUCAUGCAAGAGGUGGUAAUGCGAGGGCCUCCAUAUUGCAUGCUGGAGCAGUCUGUUGAGGAAAUUAUCCAGAGGGUCCGGAAGCCUCCUCCAAUGUGCCGGCCCAUUGUGUCCCCAGAUCAUGCUCCAAUGGAGUGUAUUCAGCUUAUGAAGCAAUGCUGGAAUGAGCAGCCGGAGAGAAGACCCACAUUUGAUGAAAUCUUUAACCAGUUCAAAAACGUUAAUAAAGGGAAGAAGACCAACAUCAUAGACUCAAUGUUGCGAAUGUUGGAACAGUACUCCUCCAAUCUGGAGGAGCUGAUCAGGGAAAGGACAGAGGAGCUGGAAAUAAAGAAACAAAAGACUGAGAAACUCCUCACACAGAUGUUGCCUCCGUCAGUGGCAGAGGCUUUGAAGCUUGGCACUACAGUCGAACCAGAGUAUUUUGACAGUGUCAGUCUCUACUUCAGUGAUAUUGUAGGCUUCACCACAAUCUCAGCCAAUAGCGAGCCCAUUGAGGUGGUUGACCUUCUCAAUGACCUUUAUACUCUGUUUGAUGCUAUCAUCGGCAAUCAUGACGUCUAUAAGGUGGAAACUAUAGGUGAUGCUUAUAUGGUGGCAUCAGGCGUGCCCAUGCCCAAUGGGAACCGACAUGCAGCAGAGAUUGCAAACAUGGCCCUGGACAUCCUAAGUGCUGUAGGCACCUUUAAAAUGAGACAUAUGCCUGAUGUACCUGUCCGCAUCCGAAUAGGACUUCAUACAGGACCUUGUGUAGCUGGUGUAGUGGGUUUGACCAUGCCACGGUAUUGUCUGUUCGGGGACACUGUUAAUACUGCUUCUAGAAUGGAGUCCACAGGAAUGCCAUAUAGAAUCCAUGUCCAUUCCAGUACAGUGAAGAUCCUGUUGGAGAUGAAAUUGGGUUACAAAGUAGAGUUGAGAGCUAGGACAGAACUCAAGGGCAAAGGUAUAGAAGAAACCUACUGGCUGACUGGGAGGGAAAACUUCACUAAACCACUCCCCGUGCCACCUGUACUGAAGUCAGGACAUGAAUCUAAAGAUUUUAAAGUGAUGCUUCAGAAGGCCGUGAGGAAGAUCUCCACUGUGCGUCAGGUGGCUCAUCUCACCCUUUCUGAUGAGGGCAAUGUCAUGAUCCACCAUCACUGAUGACCUUUCACCUCUUUUGACCCCACACCUUCAGGCAGAAUGAAAUGGAAUGCAGAGAAAUGGAGGACAAACUUUGAAAGCACCAAGACCUCAUUCUUGCUUCUCAGCACUUAAUGAGUCAAGCUUGAGUGAACUGUCACAGUAACUGCACAGGGACAUCUCUUUUGUUUCUUAUGGCAGAAAUUCAGAUCAUUUGAUGAGGCAUUCCUUACGAAGAAGCUUUCAAUGUUUAGUACAAACUCCCCUGGAUGUCAUCACCAGUGCAUAUACAGUACUUUUAGCCUUUUUAAUUUAUUUGUAUUCAUUUAUUUAUAGUUUUGCCACAUAGAAGACCAAAAAUGAUCAUAAUCCAUAACAGGAUAAAAAUAUCAAAAUAUGUAUUACAAUGCAAGAAUCCCUAUUUUAUUGUGAUGGUAGCAGAUUGAGAUACUUCUUACUACUUGAGAGGAAAGUAGACUGAUGGUGCAUCAAAUAAUUUAGACUAAUAAAUCUAAUGAACUUUUUUGGUCUCAGAAUAUUUCUCUUUAUCAGUGUACAAAAACUCAUGUCAAGAAGAAGAAUUUACUGAAAUAAAUUCUUACAAUAAUUCAAAUAAAAAUAUUAAUUGUUUAGACAGAUAUUAUUAAAAAAUAUAUAUAUAUAAAUAAAUAAAAUAAAUAAGAGCAACUGAGCUAAUGAAACUAGUAUUAGAGCAGAACGUGCCAAACUAUACUUUGUGGCGUCUUGAAAUGCUGUAUAACAGUGCCCUCUUGUUAUUGUAUCAGUAAUCGCAGCAGAUGGCGACCUACAUUGUCAUACCCUAUGUAGAUUAUCCAGUAAUGACUCUACAUAAGAAGACUGCAGAGCCACGAGGUCACCCCUAACCAGAUUACCUUCUCUAGAAUCCUGUUCAUAAACUCACAGCAAGGUUACUCUCCAAUGCGUUAGUCAAUUAUAAUAGUUAUGAGUUCUAUAUCUUCACCUUCUCAUUGCAAUUUCCAUGUUCCUUGGUGUUUUAUGGUCAUAUUGUUUUUUAUGUCAUUACUCAGCAUUUAUUAAGAAAUACAGAAUAUUAACUCAUUUAUAUUAUAUUAUUCACCAUCAGUGUUGGGUGUAAUUGGAUUACAAAGUAAUUAGUUACUGUAAU
Molecule: messenger RNA, 4839 nt
Organism: Myxocyprinus asiaticus (Chinese sucker)
Lineage: Eukaryota; Metazoa; Chordata; Actinopteri; Cypriniformes; Catostomidae
Product: retinal guanylyl cyclase 2-like
Exons: 19
Coding region: 339-3713 (1124 amino acids)
Biological process (GO): receptor guanylyl cyclase signaling pathway; cGMP biosynthetic process; intracellular signal transduction
Molecular function (GO): ATP binding; guanylate cyclase activity; protein kinase activity
Source: RefSeq, a predicted model, not a curated record